UUUAUAUUUUAUGUUUUAGUACUCAUUAAAAUUUACAUAAUAUUACUUGCAAAUUGAGAAAAAAAAAUAUUGUACUCAAAUAUAAGAAACAUGAGAAACGUUGAAAUAAAAGCGCGAGUAGACGACGUAAAAAGAAUUUGUGAGCUUGCUGAAGAAUUAAGCGGUGGAACAUUUAAGUUAAUAAAGCAAGAUGAUACUUUUUAUAAUGUGCCUAACGGUCGUCUAAAGUUAAGAAUAUAUGAAGACUCAUCUGCUACUUUGGUACGCUAUGCGAGAAAUGAUGAGUGUGGGCCUAAAAUCUGCGAUUAUGAUUUGUUAGAAUUCUCUUCAAACGAAAAAGAAAAAUCUAUGAAGUUAGAUAAAAUGUUAAAACAAUGCUUGGGGGUGCGUGGACGUGUUGUUAAAGAACGCAAACUAUAUAUGGUUGGCCAGACUCGAAUUCAUAUAGACACAGUUAAAGGUCUUGGAGACUUUAUGGAACUUGAAGUGGUUCUAAGACCAGAACAGACAAUGGAAGAAGGCCAGAAAAUUGCAGAAGAUUUGAAAACUAAACUUGAAGUUAAAGAUGAGAACCUUAUUGAAUGUGCUUAUAUGGAUUUGCUUGAAAAGAAGAGUCAUGAAACUUAGUUAUUUUAUUUAAAAAAAUUAUGUAUAAAGCUAUGCAAUGCAUAAAUUGCUGUGAAACAUGAAUGUGCUGUGAUGCCAAGCAUUUAUUAUUUUAAGUUGAUUAAAUUCUUGUUUAAAGUA
Messenger RNA from Pieris rapae (cabbage white), 747 nucleotides. Its product is annotated as adenylate cyclase CyaB. NCBI's taxonomy places the organism in Eukaryota, Metazoa, Arthropoda, Insecta, Lepidoptera, Pieridae. The record is from RefSeq and is a predicted model, not a curated record. The transcript is spliced from 2 exons. Bases 91 to 627 code for a protein of 178 amino acids.